Messenger RNA from Nyctereutes procyonoides (raccoon dog), 374 nucleotides. RefSeq names its product resistin like beta (gene RETNLB). Bases 48 to 374 code for a protein of 108 amino acids. The record is from RefSeq and is a predicted model, not a curated record. The transcript is spliced from 4 exons. NCBI's taxonomy places the organism in Eukaryota, Metazoa, Chordata, Mammalia, Carnivora, Canidae. Gene Ontology annotation, cellular component: extracellular region. Gene Ontology annotation, molecular function: hormone activity.
AAACGCUAACGCUUCUGGUUAAGCCCAGGACACUGCCAUUCUACAGGAUGAAGACUACUUGUUGCUUCCUUCUCCUCAUCCUCCUCCAGCUGAUGAUCCCAGGGACUGUUCCGUGUUCCUUGGACUUCAUUCUGGAUACAAAGAUAAAGGAAACCCUCAGUGGCUUAGAGUUACAUCCUUCCCCAACACGAAGGUUGUCAUGUGUCAGUGUCAAGAACUCAGGCAGAGUGUCCUCCUGCCCUGCAGGGAUGAUUGUCACUGGCUGUGCCUGUGGCUAUGGCUGUGGCUCCUGGGAUGUCCAGGGCGAAAAUACAUGCCACUGCCAGUGCAGCACUAUCGACUGGACCACCGCUCGCUGCUGCCACCUGACCUGA